AUGAAGCAAAAUAAAAGAAAAUCGAGGAAAAGAAUAGUUAUCAAAAACUCGCAAAGGGGAGCAGAAAAACCAGAAAAAUCAGCAGAGAACUCAUUGGCCGAACAGUCAACCACUAAACCAUGCGGACCAAAUGUCCACGAGCAACCAUCAGCAGUUGGCUAUGAGAUGAAGAUGGAUAAAAAGAAGAUUGAACUAAGAGAUUUCCAAAAAUGUCAACUAUUUCAAGAUGGUAGAGGAGAUGUGAAUGCAUUUGGGCAAACUUUAAACGACUUAUUAUCUCAUUUUAUGGAUGAACAAAAGAUUGACAAUGUUCGAAAGAGAAUUGAUGAAAUGUUUUUGUGA
Messenger RNA from Dracunculus medinensis (Guinea worm), 342 nucleotides. The record is from the annotation of a GenBank genome assembly. NCBI's taxonomy places the organism in Eukaryota, Metazoa, Nematoda, Chromadorea, Rhabditida, Dracunculidae.